AUGGCUUAUGCUGCUGCGAUUUCACUCAAGAAUACAUUGCAUCACCUCUUAUUCUCCAAUCGUAUUUCACUUGAAGAUGAUGUUUGUUCAAGGAGUAUCAUACUAGAUCUCCACAGUCAGCUUUUUUCCAUGGGAGAUGUACUCAGAGAAUUGGACAACUUCAGCUUCAACACCAGGUGCAACUUCAACAGAAAACGAAUCAAUCUUUUGGAUGAACAAAUCAGAAUAUUAUUACAGGAAUUUGAGGAUGUAAUAGAAUCCCAUAUUUCACCUCAGUUUCUGUCUCAAUAUUCUCAACAACUAUGUCCAUUGUUGUUCUCUCUCCACCUGGAUGAUGAACUGAAACAAGAUGCUGAUUCCUUUAUCGAAAAGAUGGUUGGAUUAUCUGAUCAAUUAAUCGAAAUCAAACGUCUGCUUGCGUUGCCUUAUCGGAAUCAAAUCACGCUCUAUGGAAUGGCGGGCAUUGGUAAGACUACUAUUGCCAGGAAAUUCUUUCAAGAUCCACUAACUUUGAGCACUUGCACCAAACGGGCUUUCGUGACCGAAUACACGGAAAGUAAAUUAGUGGUGACAACUAGGCUAAAAAACAUGGCAGAUGGUGAUUUUAGGUAUCAAAUUUCGAAUGACAAAUGCUUGAUACGAUUCCUGAAUAAGAAAGAAAGUUGGGAACUACUUCGUCACAAGGUGUUCGAUGAAAUGCCUUGCCCUAAUGAGCUGGAGAAAGCCGGAAAGAAGAUCGCUGAGAAUUGUGAAGGUCUUCCUCUUACGAUCGUUAAGGUUGCCCAAAUCCUAUCCGAAUCUGACAAGACCGCAGAGUACUGGAACGAGGUAGGUGCCGACAAAAGACAUUCGGUUUACGUGGAUGCGUAUGAUCGAAUGUACAAGGUGCUCUAUCCAAGCUACGACUACUUAUCUCAAGAAUUGAAACCAAUCUUUCUCUACAUGGGAGUUUUCCCUCAAAACUACGAGAUUCCCCGCUCCAAGCUCGCCAAAAUUUGGGAUGUGGAAGGAUUUUGUGUUGGACAUCAAUCUCCGGCGAAAUUGGAUGAGCUCGAUUCGAGUAGUCUUAUCAUGCUCCACGAGAUUGGCUUCCGUAAAAGAAUAAAGACUUGCAGCCUUUAUUCACCCUUUUGGCAUUUGUGCAACAAAGAAGCUACGAAAAGCAAGUUUUUCCAUGCCUUGAAUAGUCUCGCCGAUGGUUUAGCAGAAGAACGUCUAGAAAGCCACCGUCGAUUGUGCAUUCGCAAUAACAGUUUAUUUGCCAUUAAAGAUGUUUAUGAUAAGAUGUCUUCUGUUUCAACGGUACGUUCUCUCCUAUGUACCGGUCCAUAUCAUGAAUAUCCAGUACCGGUAUGUUUUGGUUUCAGGUUGCUUAGGAUACUCGAUGCUCUAACCGCUCGGUUCUAUGAGUUCCCAUUGGAAGUAGUUAAUCUAAUUCAGCUUUUGUACCUUGCCCUUACAUUCGAAGGAAAGAUCCCUUCUUCCAUAUCCAGACUUUGGAACCUUCGUUACUUAAUUGUUCGUCGACAUUUGAGCAUCGUUAAAUCUAAAGGGAAUUCUUUGUAUAUGCCUACGGAGAUAUGGGAUAUGAAAGAAUUGAUUCAUCUUCAAGUCACAGGGAGCAAUCUACCGCACCCUCGUCAAGAAUCUUUCUUGGGAAACCUCUACACAGUUUUAGACGUGGGCUCUCAGAGUUGUACCAGAGAUGUCUUUGAAAGAAUACCUGGUUUAAUGAAGCUAGGUAUCCGAAUCGAAGUGGGGCCCGCUGAUGAUGUGGACGAACCGUUUAGAUGCUUCGAUCAUAUUUCCCAUCUCCAUAAUCUACAGACACUUAAAUGUGUCAUUGUGAAUCCUAGAAUCAUAUCCAAGGUUGUCGCUCCUCUUUCGAUCUUUCCAUCAAGCCUUAAAAAGUUGACUUUGACCGGCGGAUUUGGAUACCCUUGGGAAGAGAUGAGCAAGAUUUCUUUUUUGCAGAACCUUACGGAGCUAAAAUUGAGAUGCUACGCUUUUCGAGGACCGAAAUGGAAAGUUCGUCAGCAUGAAUUCCAAAAGCUUCGAUUUCUUUUGAUCGAGGACACUGAUCUGGUGCAGUGGACGUUUGAAGAUCAUCGUUGCUUCGAAAGUCUGGAGAUUCUUAGCGUAAAACAUUGCUACAAAUUAGAAAGAAUCCCUAUGAAAUUUGAUGAACGUCUAUUGAAGAUUGAACUAGUUGACUGCAACCCUCUGGCUUUGACCAAGUUAAAGGAGGACCGGGAAAAAGAUAAAUUUUGUCUUUCGGGUGCAAAUCUAAAUAUCCAUUCUUCAUUGGAUGAAUGA
This is a messenger RNA of Erythranthe guttata (spotted monkey flower), 2316 nucleotides long. The record is from RefSeq and is a predicted model, not a curated record. NCBI's taxonomy places the organism in Eukaryota, Viridiplantae, Streptophyta, Magnoliopsida, Lamiales, Phrymaceae.